This is a messenger RNA of Lepisosteus oculatus (spotted gar), 1385 nucleotides long. It is a transcript of the gene sult6b1, whose product is annotated as sulfotransferase family, cytosolic, 6b, member 1. Gene Ontology annotation, biological process: sulfation. Gene Ontology annotation, cellular component: cytoplasm. The record is from RefSeq and is a predicted model, not a curated record. Lineage: Eukaryota; Metazoa; Chordata; Actinopteri; Semionotiformes; Lepisosteidae. Gene Ontology annotation, molecular function: sulfotransferase activity.
GUGAAGCCUUUUACACUGGCUCUUCAGCAAGACAGUCACACUGAAAUCAGUCCGUGGAUACUGCAGCCCUCUGAAGCAAAAUCAACAUGAACAAAGCAUUUCAGACAGAAUUGACUAAAAGGAUGGAGGCUGCCAAACACAUGAAAGAAGAAGACAAGCUUUAUCGUUACAAUGGCUUGUUGUAUCCCACCAUCAUGUGCAGUCCUGAGAAUCUCAAAGAGCUGGAGACUUUUGAAGCAAGAGAAGACGACAUUAUGCUGGCAGCUUACCCAAAGUGUGGGUUUAACUGGAUGAUAGGAGUGCUGCAUAAAAUUGUAGCUGCUGCCACAGGUCGUUCAAAUGAAAAUCCAAACAAUCACCCUAAGUUUCCUCCAAUGCUGGAAUUCCUUGAUCCGGCGAAACAAAAGACAUUGGCUGCAGCACCUUCUCCAAGAGUUGUGGGAACUCAUGUGCCCCCGCAGAACUUUCCCAAAUCCUUUUUUGAGAAGAAAACAAAGAUUCUGGUGGUGUUCCGCAACCCUAAAGACACGGCUGUCUCCUUCUUCCACUUCACCAACGGCAACCCUGUUCUGCCAACUGCGGAGUCCUGGGACAAGUUCUUCUCAGACUUUAUCAGUGGAGAAGUUCCCUGGGGCUCUUAUUUUGACCAUGCCCUUGCCUGGGAAGAGCACAUGGACAAUCCCAAUGUAAUGGUCGUGACUUACGAGUACCUGAAGGAGAACCUGAGUGAAGCAGUACAGCAGAUAGCGAGUUUCUUCAACUGCAGCCUGAGCGAGGAGCAGAUCCAGACUAUCACUCAAGAGAGCACAUUCAAAGCCAUGAAGGAAAACUCCAAGAACUCACAUGGUCCAAUGAGCAAUGUCUUUUUCAGGAAAGGGGAGGUGGGAGACUGGAAAAACCAGUUCAGCGACGCACAGAGCCAGGAGAUGGAUGCCAAGUUUGAGCAGUUUCUUGCCGGGACAAAGCUGGGGGCUCAGCUGCAGUAUGAUGUCUACUGCAAGUAGUGCAGACAGGGCCAGCAGCUCCCAGCCAGCGCCUGGAGAGACACAUGGAGGACAGAUCUGGAGGACUGAAGGCUAGAGCACGAGAGAAACUGGGACUUCUAAUAUUCAUGUGGAAUAACCCAUACACCCUAACACAUUCAUAAAUAUAUGUACUGUAGUAGCAUUGAAGUGAUUUUGUUACUUUGGGUGUUUUGGAUAUUUUUUAAACUUUCAAUAUCUGUGAAUACAUAUACCAUAUACAUAAUGUGACAACUUUUCAUGUGAAAUAGAAUUUGUUUUUAAAAAGUGGUACUAUAAUAAUUACUAUUGUAUGUUGUAUGCUAUGUAGGCAAACAUUUUUGUACCUCAUUUGAAGCUAAAUAAAAUUAAUAUAAAAACUAA